Molecule: messenger RNA, 747 nt
Organism: Chilo suppressalis (striped riceborer)
Lineage: Eukaryota; Metazoa; Arthropoda; Insecta; Lepidoptera; Crambidae
Source: the annotation of a GenBank genome assembly
AUGCCUUUUUAUAGAAAACCACGUAAUUUUACUCCUAUAUCAAUAGUGUCAGAGAAAAAAGCAACCAAAAACGGCGUCCACCACGCAAUAUUUACUUCGAGGUUUGAUAAAUACGUUGGCGAUUGGAAACAUGAUUUGAAAGAAGGUAAAGGCACAUUCCUGACUAUCAGUGGAAAAUUAUAUGAAGGCGAUUGGUACAGAGGUUUUAGACACGGCUUUGGAACUCUCAGCAAUCGUCUUGAAAACGGAAAAUUCAGUCUCGAGUAUAGGGGAGAUUGGGUACGUGGCAAACCAGAGGGCGUCGGCUGGCGGUAUUAUGCCAACGGCGACGUAUACUGCGGCCAUUGGAAAGAUGGGCAGCAACACGGGUACGGCAAAAUGUGGUACGCCAACGGGACCUACUACGUAGGAUAUUGGAAAGGCAACUUGAAAGAGGGACUCGGAAUGUUUAUUCAAGAGAACGGAAACCGUUACGAAGGCCAUUGGCAGAACAACUUGAAGCACGGCCUAGGUCGUUUCUACCACAUGCACACGGGGCAGCUGCAGGAGGGCUGCUGGGAGGCCGGCCUCUGCGUCAAAUCCAAGAUGGCCGACAUUAUAAUCCGGCAGUGUUGUGAUCUGCCGACUGAGUACCCGAUACCGCCGGAACAACUCAAAAACUCCAAAAAGAUUUUGGAAGAAAGCGACUUCUGGCUCCAACAAAACAUCGGACACAUUGAUAAAAAACUUCAUUACUGUAUUGAAUAG